CAGUUAGAAGAGAGCAGUGGGGCAGUCAGCUGUUUCCUCCAUAGACACCGGGCACGCUGAUGGAGACGAUCCCGACUGUGGUUCUGCUGCUCGGACUCGCAGCCUGCUGUCGGGCCCUACUCGCUGUCCCCACGCUGGAGGUCAACCUGGACGACGAGCCGGAAGUUCGAUGGUUGCCUCUGAAGAAAGUGUUUAACGUGGACUACCUGAAUAAAGUCGCGGCACAGAUUAUUGAUUCCACAGUUCCAAAAUGGGUCCAUCAAGCUGUCAAGCCACUGGUGAAGGCCCUGGAUAAGUACGUUCCUCAGCCCUACGCGGGGGAGAUCCGCGGCAUGUCCACAGUCAUGGGGGCAGACCUGGCCAACAUCAUAAUGCUCAACUUUGCCUAUGAAAUGACUGCAUUUUGCACGAGCAUCCUCGCUCAGGACGUAAACGGGAACGUGUAUCAUGGACGGAAUCUUGAUUAUCCACAUCCUGUUCUGAAGAAUCUGACUACAAACAUUGUUUUUCGCAAGAACGGAAAGGUGGUGUAUCUUGGGACUUCGUUUGCUGGUUAUGUUGGCUUGUGGACGGGACAAAGUCCUUACAAAUUUACCGUUUCUGGUGACCAGCGAGGAACCGAGCACUGGUGGAACUGGUGGAGGAAUUUCAUGUCUGCGUUCCUGUUCCACAGAUCUCCAGUCAGCUGGGCUUUGAGGGAGACGCUGGAGAAAGCAGAGGACUUUCAGGACGCAGUGAUGCGUCUGUCAAGAACGCCCCUCAUCGCGGGGGUGUAUUACAUCGUGGGCGGGGUGCGACCGAGGGAAGGGGUCGUGAUCACCAGAGAUCGAGUGGGCCCGGUGGAUAUCUGGCCUCUGGAACCGCUAACCGGAGGAUGGUUCAGAGUAGAGACAAACUUCGACCACUGGCUUCCUGCCCCAUCAGGGGACCAUCGCAGGGAGGUUGCAAACAAAGCGUUGGAAGCGACUGGCCAGAAUCACAUCAACAUGGACUCUCUUUAUCAGGUUCUGUCUCGGGAUCCAGUGUGUAACCAAUUUACCAUUUACACAACACUCAUGAGCGCGGCUUCCCCAGAGACGUAUGUUACAAAUGUCAGACCAAAGGGCUGCAAGAAGACUGAACCCCGAAUCAGACACAGAUCUCUCCCAGCAGAGCUUUUGAAGUCCAUGACACAAACACAGAGUUGAUGUGAGAACAUGAGGGAAUUUAGUCUUUACCUUGUGUGAUCAGGCGAAACUGGCUCCAGUGAAAUAAGGUUUUUAAUCAAAUAAAUCUUUAUUGCCAUCGUAACUUUUUACAAAGAACAAGAGAUAAAGAAAUUGCGGCUGACUCAGAGUUUGGAACGCAAGAUUACAAGAGCAAUGAUAAGUACUGUAGAAACAUUAUGAUAUAUACGAUAUAAAUGCAAAACGUCUUUGUAAAAUGUUGUGAUGGGGACAAAUGUGUUGCACUUGUUCAGUUUGGGUCUCUGUUACACACUGGAAAAGGACGUGAGGGAAAUUUAUUGGGAAUUUUGGGCUGAUUGCACUUAGAUAAAAACUUUUGCACAAAUAUUUAAAAUUAAUUAACCCUCUGGAGGCAGGCGUUGCAGAUCUGCAACGUUAAAACCUACCUACCUGGUUACUCCGCACGCGUGUUUCAUGAGCAUUUUUUACUCAGAAGUACCCCUUUAGGACUUAGUUGUUCAUUCUUUUAUCAAAACUUAUUUUGAGCCCGAGAGGGUUAAGCGUUCACCAUGAUCCUUUUAGCACUUUGAUGUAAAACUAGACCUUUUCUCUCCUGUUGCCUUCCUAAACUAUGUGUGUUUGUCAUGCUGAAUUCAGCCAUGGACCAAUGACAGUUUUUUGGCUCAGCACCAACGUAGCAACUGUCCAAUCAUGCUGUAGUGAUGUCAUAGAUUCACAACUCCAAUGUGAGUCACAUACAUUUGCCUGACUUCACAUGCAACACCUGCCAUUCCUCAGGCUGGAAAAAGAAACUAAAACAAUGUUGGAAAAGUUCAUAGUUUCUUUUCCCAGUAGAAGAUUUGACUAUAAUGUCAGAGAACGUCCCAAAUUUAACAAUAAAUGUAUACCUUUAACCACGGAAAA
Nothobranchius furzeri (turquoise killifish) is the source of this 2090-nucleotide messenger RNA. RefSeq names its product N-acylethanolamine-hydrolyzing acid amidase. NCBI's taxonomy places the organism in Eukaryota, Metazoa, Chordata, Actinopteri, Cyprinodontiformes, Nothobranchiidae. Gene Ontology annotation, biological process: fatty acid metabolic process. The record is from RefSeq and is a predicted model, not a curated record. Gene Ontology annotation, molecular function: fatty acid amide hydrolase activity. Gene Ontology annotation, cellular component: lysosome.